Molecule: messenger RNA, 1587 nt
Organism: Amphiprion ocellaris (clown anemonefish)
Lineage: Eukaryota; Metazoa; Chordata; Actinopteri; Pomacentridae
Product: aminoacyl tRNA synthase complex-interacting multifunctional protein 1-like
Exons: 7
Coding region: 493-1404 (303 amino acids)
Molecular function (GO): tRNA binding
Source: RefSeq, a predicted model, not a curated record
AACGACGACAGCUGAGAGAAAAACACGGGGAGGAGAACCAGAACUAAGAACCAGAACUAGAACUAAAAACCAGAACCAGAACCAGAACUAAGAACCAGAACCAGAACUAAGAACCAGAACUAAGAACCAGAACUAGAACUAAAAACCAGAACCAGAACCAGAACUAAGAACCGGAACCAGGAGAACCAGAACCAGAACUAAGAACCAGAACCAGAAUUAAGAACCAGAACUAAGAACCAGAACUAGAACUAAAAACCAGAACCAGAACUAAGAACCGGAACCAGGAGAACCAGAACCAGAACUAGAAACCAGAACCAGAACUAGAAACCAGAACCAGGAGAAGCAGAACCAGAACUAAGAACCAGAAUCAGGAGAAAAUAAAAAACACCAGAGAUCGAACCAGAGACACGACAAGAACCAGAACCAGAACUAAAAACCAGAACCAGAGGAACCAGAACCAGAACCAGAGGAACCAGAACCAGAACCAGGACCAUGAGUGACUCUGAGAACUUGUUUCCUCCCAGUUUGUCGGCUGCUCUGCUGAAGUUGGAUCCAGAAGAUGGAGAACAGAUCAUGGAAUAUCUGAAGACUCAUGUCCUGCUGAGCAGAGAGAAAGCUCUUCUUCAGGCAUCGGUCAGAGAACAGAAGAAACUUCUGGUGGAAAACUCAAAACUAAAGAAAGACAUCGAGCAGCUGAGAGUUCAACUCCAGGAAAAACAGAGGAGGAGAACUGCCAAAGCGCUGCUCUCUCAGAACCCGUCCCCUCCCAGCCUUAGCCCCGCCCCCGCCUCACCUGUGGUUCCGGCUGCUCCGGCUGAAGCCCCGCCUCCCUCCUCUCAGGUGAGGAGGGAGAAGUGGAGUCGGAGGAGGAGAGCUCGCCCCGCCUCCGACCCUCUGGGGGCGGUUCCUCCGGUCGACGUGUCGCGACUCGACCUGAGAGUCGGACGAAUUGUGUCGGUCCGACGCCACCCGCUGGCAGACGGCCUGACGGUGCAGGAAGUGGAGGUCGGAGAAGACGCUCCUCGAACAGUCGUCAGCAAACUGGGAGAGAAAACACACCUGGAGCAGCUUCCUGGUUCCCUAGUCGUGUUGCUAUGCAACGUGAAGCCCUGUAAGCUGAGGGGCGUGGCCUCCCAGGCCCGCCUCCUCUGUUGCUCCGCCCCUGACGAUGAUGACGUGGCGCUGCUGCUUCCUCCUUCAGGCUCCGUCCCUGGAGACAAAGUCACUGUUACCAGUUACCAUGGUGAUCCGGACCGGUUGCUGCCUUCAGGUCUGUGGAAGUGUCUCCAGGUGGACCUCCAGGUGGACGUAGGGGGCGUGGCCUCCUAUAAGGGCGGCAGCCUGCAGGUGAAGGGGAAGGGCCGCUGCAGAGGCCCCGCCCUCACCUGCUGCUGCCUCAGGUAGAGUCCAAUCAGGAAGCUCCCCCUGCUGGUCCUCAGAGAGCUGCAGGAAGCCGAUUGGACGGCAGAGAGAUCUCCAUGACAACAUCUCCAGAGGAGCCAAUCAGACGGCUGAUGCAGAUUUAAAUGUUUCAGAAUAAAAGUCUUUUACUAAAAACCCUGAAAUAAAAAAAAAUGUCUGAGAGGA